Syzygium oleosum is the source of this 1664-nucleotide messenger RNA. RefSeq names its product BTB/POZ and MATH domain-containing protein 2-like. Gene Ontology annotation, molecular function: protein binding. Gene Ontology annotation, biological process: protein ubiquitination. The transcript has 4 exons. NCBI's taxonomy places the organism in Eukaryota, Viridiplantae, Streptophyta, Magnoliopsida, Myrtales, Myrtaceae. The record is from RefSeq and is a predicted model, not a curated record. The coding region runs from base 255 to 1466 and encodes 403 amino acids.
ACCCUACCCAAAUCCCCUACCCCCCCCGAAAUCGCAAAAUUCCCCUCCUCCAAAUCCCCAAACCCUAGAUUUCCUCGCCGGCGAAAUCCUCCCUCCCCGCCGGCGAAUCCCCUCCCCGCCGAUCCCAUUCCCCCGCCCCACUUCGAAUCGCGCCGGAACUGGGGCUCCCCGACCGGAUUCCCCAUUUCUCCGACAGAGGGUCCGUCGCUUGGGGUCCGCGGCAUCCGAGCCUCGGUUCGUGGGAAUUCCUUUGCAUGGGUAAGGUCCCGGACGACACCGCGAAGGCCUCUUCGUCUUCUCCCUCCUCCUCGUCCUCAUCGACGUCGAUCACCGACACCAUCAAUGGCUCCCACCACUUCCAGAUCAACGGGUACUCGCUGUCGAAGGGGAUCGGGAUCGGCAAGUACAAGGCGUCCGACACGUUCACCGUAGGGGGUUACCAGUGGGCGAUCUAUUUCUACCCGGACGGGAAGAGCGUCGAGGACAAUGCGGCGUACGUGUCCUUGUUCAUCGCGCUGGCGAGCGAGGGAUCCGACGUGAGGGCGCUCUUCGAGUUGACGCUGUUGGAUCAGAGCGGGAAGGAGAGGCACAAAGUGCACAGCCAUUUUGGGCGGACGCUCGAGAGCGGGCCUUACACUCUUAAAUACCGCGGUAGCAUGUGGGGCUACAAAAGAUUUUUCAAGCGAAGUGUUCUCGAGACAUCAGACUACCUCAAAGAUGAUACUCUUUCAGUACAUUGUAUUGUUGGCGUUGUUAGAUCACAUACAGAAGGACCGAAGAUUUUCUCCAUACCUGUACCUCCUUCUAGUAUAGGUCAAGAUUUUGGCAAGCUUUUGGACAGUGGGAAAGGAGCUGAUGUAAGUUUUGAAGUAGAUGGUGAAGUUUUUGCUGCUCACAAGCUGGUACUUGCUGCUCGAUCCCCUGUAUUCAGGGCCCAACUUUAUGGUCCGAUGAAAGAUCAGAAUACGAAGCUUAUAAGAGUUGAAGACAUGGAGCCAUCAGUUUUCAAGGCAUUGCUUCAUUUUAUAUACUUUGAUUCUCUGCCUGAUCUUCAAGAGCUUACUGGUCUGGAUUCAAAGUGGGCAUCAACUUUGAUGUCUCAGCAUUUACUUGCAGCAGCAGAUAGGUAUGGCCUUGAUAGACUGAGGCUGCUAUGUGAGGCCAAUCUUUGUCAGGAUGUUGCCAUAAAUACCGUAGCAACUACCUUGGCAUUGGCAGAGCAGCACCACUGUUUUCAAUUGAAAGCCGUGUGUCUCAGAUUUGUGGCAAUGCCUGAAAAUCUGAGGGCUGUGAUGCAAACGGACGGUUUCGAGUACUUGAAGGAGAGCUGUCCCUCAGUCUUGACCGAACUCUUGGAGUAUGUGGCAAGAGCGAGCGAGCAAUCAAUGAUUGUCUCCAGUCACGGAAAUGAAGGCAUUCUCGACGGCAGCGAUGCCAAUGGGAGAAGGGUGAAGCAAAGGAUAUGACAUUGUGGAAAGUUUUUUUCUGCUAAACAUCAAUUGUAGCCCAGAAGAGGGAACGAUAAGAGAAUUGAAAAACCAUAAUGUAGGAGCAAAAAAAACUAUUUUCCAGUCCUUAGCUUCUGGCAUUUGACUUGCAUGAGAUGUAAAUCUUUUUUCUUCUUUUGUCCUGAUUGGUUUGUAAUGUGAAGCAAAACUUUUGUA